UUCCUCUUUCCUUUCCCUUAACGCAAGGCGGCUGGUUUAUUCUUUCGUUCCCAAUCCCAUGGCGUCUCUGCUUGGCGUUGGUUCUACUAUUCCCCACUGUUACAGCCCUAACUCCGUACCCAAACACUCCCCAAAUAAAGCCCUUCCUCUUCUUCUUCUUCUUCGUCUUCCUUCCUCGGACUUCCUUUCUUCUUAUCCGGUAUGGUCAACUAGGGUCUUGACCCUCGACUACGAGCGCAUCAGCGAGAGGAGAGCGAGGAGGAGACCGGUCGUCAGAGCGGCGGGGGAAAGCAUGAGCACGAUCACUGAGAAGCUGGGAGUGAAGGUUCACAGAAACCCUCCCGAAUCCAAGCUCACCGAACUCGGUGUCCGAAAUUGGCCCAAGUGGGGAUGCCCGCCGAGCAAGUUCCCAUGGACAUACUCUAGCAAGGAGGUAUGCUAUCUGCUGAAGGGAAAGGUGAAGGUCUAUCCGGAUGGGUCGAAGGAGGCGGUUGAGAUUGGUGCGGGCGACUUGGUGGAGUUCCCGAAAGGAUUGAGCUGCACUUGGCAUGUCUCGGAGGCAGUGGACAAGCACUAUUACUUUGAGUAAGGAAAGUUUUACUCUUUUACGAUGAUGAAGAAGAAGAGCCUUUUGGUUCAAGUCUGAGUGGCAGGCAGGCACACUUUGUUUUGUAUGUAUUGCUCCCCUAACUUACUAUUAUGAUGAAAUUAAAAAUGUCUGUGAUGAAGCCUGCCUUUAUAUAUAUAAAAUAAAAUUUCUAUUUA
Diospyros lotus (date-plum) is the source of this 765-nucleotide messenger RNA. RefSeq lists its product as uncharacterized. The transcript has 2 exons. Lineage: Eukaryota; Viridiplantae; Streptophyta; Magnoliopsida; Ericales; Ebenaceae. The coding region runs from base 59 to 589 and encodes 176 amino acids. The record is from RefSeq and is a predicted model, not a curated record.